Molecule: messenger RNA, 1185 nt
Organism: Pseudoliparis swirei
Lineage: Eukaryota; Metazoa; Chordata; Actinopteri; Perciformes; Liparidae
Product: homeobox protein Hox-B1a-like
Exons: 2
Coding region: 1-1185 (394 amino acids)
Biological process (GO): regulation of transcription by RNA polymerase II
Cellular component (GO): nucleus
Molecular function (GO): RNA polymerase II cis-regulatory region sequence-specific DNA binding; DNA-binding transcription factor activity, RNA polymerase II-specific
Source: RefSeq, a predicted model, not a curated record
AUGGACAACAUGAACUCGUUUGUGGAAUACUCCAUCGGUAACCGACCGGGCACCGGCGCGUCCGGUUACAACCCGUAUCACCACCAUCUGCACCAACACCACCCUCUGGAGCAGCACCAGGGCUUCCCGGUGACCUCCGGGCCUUUCCACGCGGGGCCCACCGGCUCCCCGGCUCCCGUUAAAGGCACGAGAGGUGACAGCGGCACCGUGGGAGCCGCGUACACCGGGGAUGCGCGGCUGUACGGGGGCUCUGGGGCCGCGGUGGACCCUCAGCAGCAUCAGCAACAUCAUCAUCAUCAUCAUGAACAGCAGGAGCAUCACCAGCAGACGCACAGCGGCUACCAUCAGCAGCUGCACCCGGGCCAGAGCCUCCAGAGCGGGACACCGUCGGCCUAUAACACCGGGAGCAGCGGCGGCACCGGGGCCUACGUGGGCCAGGCGUGCUCCACGAGCCCCGAGUAUUCUAGCCCUGCCAACACCGUGCACCCCCAGUACUUCAUGGAGGAGCCCGUGGCCUCCUCCUACUAUCAUCAAUCAAGCUUCCCCAGCUCGGCCCCCACCGUCGGGCCCAGCUACGGGGCUCUGGCCGGGGCCUACUGCGGGCCGCAGGGCGCGCUGGCCGGGCCGCAGUACCCGCAGCAGCUCGGCGGGGGUCUGGACGCGGCGGGCUACCUGGGCCUUCAGCACGGGGGAGGCUACGGGGAGCUGCCGGUGUGCCAAGACCGGGAGAGGGGGGACGAGGAGGGCCACCAGGCCGGGCAAGGGCAGACCUUCGACUGGAUGAAGGUGAAGAGGAACCCGCCGAAAACAGCCAAAGUGUCGGACUUCGGCCUCGCGGGCGCGGCGCACAGCAGCAGCGCGAUGCGCACCAACUUCAGCACGCGGCAGCUCACCGAGCUGGAGAAGGAGUUCCACUUCAGUAAGUACCUGACGCGCGCGCGCCGCGUGGAGAUCGCCGCCACGCUCGAGCUCAACGAGACGCAGGUGAAGAUCUGGUUCCAGAACCGGCGCAUGAAGCAGAAGAAGCGCGAGCGCGAGGGCGCCAGCGCCACGGCGCGCUCCUCUUCAUCCUCCUCAUCCUCCUCUUCCUCCGGGGCCGAUGGAGGAUUCAACAAGGACCCGGAGGACACCGAUCACUCCUCCGCGCCCACGUCUCCGGGCGCGUCCCCGAGCUCGGAGACGUAG